Molecule: messenger RNA, 1681 nt
Organism: Theileria parva strain Muguga
Lineage: Eukaryota; Apicomplexa; Aconoidasida; Piroplasmida; Theileriidae
Product: putative integral membrane protein
Exons: 4
Coding region: 908-1681 (257 amino acids)
Source: RefSeq, a predicted model, not a curated record
GGGCCAAUUGUCGCUUGACUUUGGAGUUCACCAGGGAUCCGUACUACUCACUACACUAUUACUACUUAACUAUACUAAUGUAUGUUACCGUAUUGUUGUAUAAUAUGUCUAAUAUACUUCUUAAUACUACAAUUGGUAUAAUCGGAGGAUAAUCUGGUAUAGCAAGUAUCAAGAGGAUAACUGAAGAGAUGUGAGAAUGUACAGAUGGAAAGUGAUUCGAGAUAUCUUUUAAGGUAUUGUCCCUUGGGUUUAUCGUAGUAUGGCACAUAUGUUACAUUUGAUAUCCAUUUGGAGAUCAUAUACACACUUGGAAAUAUUACUCCAGAUAACACAUGCGAUGUCGUACCCUUCCAUAAUCCCUUAAACCCAUAGAUUCCAACAGUUCCUAUCACAUUAUUAUACUACUGUAACUAUAUUUAUAGCGUAAAUAUAAGAGUAACAAGACGAAAUUGUGGGCUAAAUAAGGCGAAAUUAGGGGUGAUUGGGAGCAAAUUACCUUUAAAAAUGUUAACUGGCGUAGUAUUCCUAAUGUUAAAUAGUUUAAUAAAAUUAUAUGAUCCAAUUUGGGAGAGAAGCGAGGCUCGGAUAAGGGGCGAUAAAAUAAAGCGUUGAGAAGAUAAAGGGAUCACAUGGGAUAAGUACUGCGUUAAAUGUAAUCUUACAUCUGUCACGCGCUUCUUAUUCCUCUUAAUAUUUAUACUCCUCAAACGCUCCUUUAUCCUCUCAUACUGCGUCAUAUCAAAUAAUAAAUUAUUUUUCCGACACCAUACUUUUUAUAUUAAUUUAAAUAAUUUCAUUAUUCGUUUAAUAUUUUAUUUUUAGAGAAAUUUAAAUUUUGGAAAUUUUAGAAAAAUUUGAAAAAAUUAAAAAAUUUGAAAAUUUGAAUAAUUUGACUGUGUAAUGUUGGAUGGGUAAGAAGAACGAGCUUUUCUAUAGAAGACUUUUAAUUUUCAUACACAUCACUUUAGUUUUAAUUAUUCUCUCCUCAGGUUCACUGGCUGGCUUAUAUUAUUCAAAGCCUUUUAUUCAUGUUGGUUUAAAGUAUCCACAGGAGCAAGUGAACGUUUGGCACAUGACAUCAGAUGGCGACUCAAUCUUAACUGGCGGAAACUUUAAAACCACAAUCGCAGUUUACAACACUUCAGUCUUUCCAAUCACCUUCGAAACUCAACACGUUGAUCUUUUCUACUAUCCAAUCGGGGAACGACCCUCUUGCAUGCUAUUACACUCCAGUGAUUACCAUUUUGAUCCGAUGAGUGACAGUUCAAGUAUUUCCAGGAUUUACAACACAAUUAACCGGAACAACGAAUCAUUCUUCAAACUCUCUGAUCUCAAAAUAACGAUGGGCACGAGUGGAUGGGAUUUCAGUGGUCCUAGGUAUAAAGAACUGAUGUGGAACAUUGGUUAUUCGGUUCCUUAUGCUGAGUUAAACACUAUAAAACGCAUUUACAUGGACUGUGUUAAGUUUGAAAGGGUAUUAUUCUCCAUACAGUUGAGGGCAAACGUGCUCAAUUACCUCUUCAUGAGGAAGGAAAUUGAAAGUACAUUUGAGCUUUUAAUACCUAUGGAAUGCGCUAUUGAUCCCAGCGUACACGCGCUAUUUCACUCUCAUAACGCCUCAAAUGAGCCCAUAAUCUUCAAGAAUCUCAAACACAACUCACUCAACUUCAAUACCCAAUAA